GACGCAUUUCCGCUGUGCUGCUUCACUCGUAAUGUACACCGUACGCCGUGAGAAAUUAUUUUGCUUUUAUUUAGGUGACCCGUACAUUGCCAGAUAUUUCAGGUUAAAGUUAGCCUAUAUAAAAUGCGGAGCGUCCUAAAUUAUAAAAUAUAUAAUGCAUGGAUUUUUAAAACUGAUAUCGUUACGAUUGUGUUUUUCUUGAUAUUUCGAUUAAUAGUAUUAUAGUUUAUGUAGUGAAGGAUGCUCCCACGCUUAAAUGUGAUUGCUAGUCUAUAUUACUGUAUCCGUAAAAUAGGAAAAUACGAAUUAUAAUUACAGCUGAAAUAUGUUUUAUUUCACGUAGGAGUUAAAAUGAGGCAAUUCAAAAUACCGAAAUAACCUAUUCGUUAGCGAGCGGACGCAGCCUGGGUGUAAUUGCCUAUUAAUAUUUCUUGAAUACUAACUUGAAGAUCUUAUUCUGUUUUACCUUUGGGUGAGAAUGAAAGUGGACGGCAUCGUGCCGUUCGUAUGUUAUUUUUCUUUUCAUGUUAAAAACGCAGACAUUAGCACUAUAACGGCGCACAGCGCAGCCCAGGGUGGACGUAGGAUGCCUCGGGUAGGGGAAGCUCUGAGACGCGGCAGCUCUGGAAGAGAAGAAGCGCGCGUCUCCUUUAAGAUAAACCAGGGAAGCGGUGGCCACGUUUGCCUGGGACGGAUUUCCAACAUUCAGUCUUAAAAAAAAAGAAUCCUCGCACUGUAAUAUUCGCCUGGUGCGUACCCACUGGUGGAUGGAAACUGGCGCCGAAGUUAAAAGCGACAAAACGGGCGAGGAUGGCUUCGUUUUGGGCACCAGCAGUGGUGCUCGCCGCCUUGCUUUUCGUUACACUGCCGGCGUGUACGCUUGCCUGGGACGCCGACUGGGAGCUCUAUGACUUAGUGGAGGAAAUUCCUCAGACUUUUUAUGAAUUCUUAUCUGUUGAACAGGACGCCUCGUUCGCAGACAUCAGAAAGGCCUAUCGCAAGCUGUCCCUGACCCUGCACCCCGACAAGAACAAAGACAAGAACGCCGAAACUCAGUUCAGACAACUGGUGGCGAUCUACGAGGUACUGAAAGAUGAGGAGCGACGACAGAGAUACAACGACAUCCUGGUUAAUGGACUGCCCAACUGGGGGCAGCCGGUAUUCUACUACCGGCGGGUGAGGAAGAUGAGCAAUGGGGAGCUGGGCCUGCUUCUCUUCCUUAUCUUGACAGUUGGCCACUAUGCAGUCAUCUGGUCCAUCUACCUGGAGAAGCAGCUGGAUGAGCUCCUGAGCAGGAAGCGAAGGGAGAAGAGGAAGAAGGCUAGCAGUAGGAGUGGGGAGGAGCUGAAGCCCCUGGGCCAGGAGAGCAGCGAGAGGUCAUCUGAGAAGCCUCACUGGCAGGACAUCUUGCCUCUCAAGAUGAGCAUCUGGCUGUAUCUAUCUAUAAAGUCCCUGCCCCACCUGAUCCAGGAUGUGAAGCAGUAUUACGAGGAUUACCAGGAGAUGAAGAUGAAAGCAAGGCAGGAGGCCCUCGAGCUGGCGGAGCAGGAGGCGCUGCACAAGGAGAAGAGGACCAAGGUGAAGAAGCCCAAGGCCGCCUUCCCGGUGUAUGAGCCCCCCUCGGCAGAGGCGGCUUUCGUGCCGGCGUAUGAUCAGGGCGCAUCGAUCGAGGAGAUCGAGGAUCAGAUGGACGACUGGCUGGAGGACAGGAGGAGCCAGAAGAAGAAGGCACCCGAGUGGACAGAAGAGGACCUCAGUCAGCUGACACGCAGCAUGGCGAAGUUCCCAGGGGGCACACCAGGUCGAUGGGAGAAGAUCGCUCACGAGCUUGGCCGGUCAGUGACUGACGUCACUUCAAAGGUGAAACAAGUGAAAGACUGUGUCACCAACACAUCCGGUCUGGUGAAGCUCUCUGAGCUCAAGUCUGGCGUGCAGAUGGGGAAGAGCAUGAAGGCGGCUACCCUGCCGGACAGCAUCAUUACACAGAGAGAAGACCUGGGGGCGGGCCCCACGGAGCCAGGUGAGGAGGACACUGAGGGGAGGGCCCGACACAGGAGGGGUAACCGGCUGGCAGCUCCCGGGGGCGACGACAAGGCCCGGACUCGACGGCAGAGGGACUUCGACCCAAACGCUACAGUUGAUGAUGACAGCGCCGAUGAGCGCAAGCCAGGCGGGGGCAGGCCGAUGGGCCCAGAGGAGCUGUGGACUCAGAACCAGCAGAAGCUCCUGGAGCAGGCUCUGCAACAGUAUCCGCGUGGCACCAGCGAGCGAUGGGACAAGAUCGCCAAGGUGGUACCAGGCAAGACCAAGGAAGAGUGCAUGGUUCGCUACAAGCUCCUGGCAGAGCUCGUGCAGAAGAGGAAACAAGCCAAGAGCUGACUCCAGGACAUUGCUGUGCCCUCGUACCUCUCACCUGCCUGCCGUGUGCCUUCACUCCACCCAAACGGCCCGUCGGCCAGCGGACGUCCAGCUCAUCCCCCCUCCCCCCCCCGUCCAUCGCCAUGGUUUUAUUUAUUGAGCACAGGCUGUCUUUAUACUUGAGUGCUUUUAGUUGGACACUUUACAUGAAAGGAAAUGUCUAUGCAACAGGCUGAGGUGAGUUUGUAACCAAAGCAGGACAGACUGAUGUGCAUUAAAGUGUUUCCAUAGGCCUGGAA
Molecule: messenger RNA, 2657 nt
Organism: Paramormyrops kingsleyae
Lineage: Eukaryota; Metazoa; Chordata; Actinopteri; Osteoglossiformes; Mormyridae
Gene: dnajc1
Product: DnaJ (Hsp40) homolog, subfamily C, member 1
Cellular component (GO): endomembrane system
Source: RefSeq, a predicted model, not a curated record